Molecule: messenger RNA, 2117 nt
Organism: Triticum dicoccoides
Lineage: Eukaryota; Viridiplantae; Streptophyta; Magnoliopsida; Poales; Poaceae
Exons: 2
Coding region: 35-2053 (672 amino acids)
Source: RefSeq, a predicted model, not a curated record
GUCUAUGUAUCUAGAACUACACUUGAUGUGAAGAAUGGCAAGCCAAAGAUAUGACUCCCAAUGGAAGGAGGUACAGCUUAUCAAUGGCCAUGCCGUGCUUCUCGCCUACGUGAUGUCCGCCAUCAGAGGGGUAGGCGUCCUCGUGGUUACCUGGAUCGCGGUGGUUCUUCUCGGUGGCUUCGUCUCCAUGUUAGACAGGAAAGAUUUUUGGCGGCUGACCCUUAUUACCGCCGUAGAGCUAGCCUGCAUCAAUGCCUCUUUCAUUGAAAGGAUAGGCUCUGCUGGUGAUCUGAUCUCGAGCUUGAGGACAGUGAAGAAUCUAUUGACCACCAACUGGGAGUUGGCUGAUAAUACACGAAAUGAUCACCAGGAACUGGCAGUGGUUAAGAGAGUUUUUACAGUCGUGUUUGUGGUGGCUGGAUGGGUUCUAGUGCAGCUUCACAGUGUGAUGGUGUACCUUUGUGUUGUCUCUGCGCCGUGUCUCGUGCUCUUUGGGAUGAUCAUCACCGCUUGGAUCUCGAUAUUCGGUCUAAUGGAGCACGACUACUAUGGCGACACGGUCGAGGGCAGAACAAACAUGGAUCCGGCGCAUAAUCUCUUGUACGUUAUGUGUAUGGUCCAAGGUGCAUUGUUCCUUUAUAGAAUCAUCUUGCUGCUUACGGAGAAGAGGAUAGUGAAACAAGUGAGCCAAUCAUACGGCUUCCAAGAUGGGGACCCUGCAGUUUCAGGCUACUUGAAUGAAAUCAGGAAGGAAUGCUUCCAGAAGCCAUCCUCCGUCAGAGGAAGGAACCUCAUCACAUAUGCUGUACAACUCAUGGAGUCCAACUCGCCUCGUAACUUCCUUUCUGGGACACUGAUACUGGAGAGACUACUCACCCGGCAGCAUUUGGUCCAACAAGAAGAGCACAAGCAGCAAUUAGAAUUAGAGAACAGGACUGGAGCUCCAUUGGUUAGAAUGGAUGAGAAGAAUAAGAGAGAAGAAAUGAAGAGGAAGAGGGAGGAGUGGAAGAAGAGGCCGCAGCAUCAGCAAAAGGAGGAGAGGAUUAUUAUACAGCAAAGUAGGCUGAUCAAGCGGCUCAUAUUUGGGUCUGCAUCCUCCUCCCACAUUCUAGAGAAACUCCUUCAGACGUUAGAUUCGAGAGACUCAUACAACAGAAAGAUGAGAGAGGCCGCUAUGAGGAUAUUGGAGCAGCUUGCUGGCGAGAUCCGUUUGGAGCAGUUCCCACGAUGGAUCCAAUGCAUAUCUUCACUCAUCAACACUUUCGAAGAAUAUCACCUACUCCAGGCACACAACACUUCACCACUGGAGUUGGACUCGGAGUCGGACAGCGAUGUUGAUCAGCAACCAUCAUCUAAGGUGCUCGCUUGCUACAAAGAGCUGGUACUGACUGGACUGAGUCUCCUUUGGAGCCUUGCAGGCAAUGAGGUCAACUGUGAAAUCAUAAUCAACGCCAAACAUGUUGUCUACAAGAUCAUGGCACCUGUCAGCUACGACCUAGUGCACCGCUCAGGUCAUAGUGCAUGGUCGACUAUGGCAGUAGAGAGAUCUCUGGGGGUGAUGCUUCAGCUGAUUGUGACUAGCAAGGAAAACACAAGGGAAGACUUGCGUCAACGGUUGUCAAAGAAUGAGGGAGCAAUCGCCACCAUUGAAAGAAUUGUUACCUGCGAAGAAUGUAAAUAUGAGCUGAAGAUGAAGGGCAUGCAGAUACUCUCGCAACUAUCGAUGGACGAAAAUGCCAGCAGAGAUAAUCUAACUAAGACGCUCAUAAACGUCUUCAUUCGUGGUGACAAUGGCUCCAUCAGAAAGACUGCAGGGAAAACACUGUUGGCGUUGUUUCUCGGCAGCAAAAGUACUGCCACCCUCCUCCCCAAGAAAGAAAACUAUGUGUUUGUUGGUCAACUCGCGAAGAUACUUGUACAGGACGACAACAUAUGCAGAAAAAUUGCAGCAGAAAUUCUGGAGCAUCUAUGUGUUCAUUACACUGAGAACACUGAGGAUAAUAGUACACUCAAGGAAUACAUUAUAGAUAUUAUGCCACAGGUACAUACUUAGAUAAUUGUUUCUUUAUUAUAUGUCUGUUAUUUCUUCCUUUUUGUCUUUCUUUCUUCUAGCAUGC